Molecule: messenger RNA, 2374 nt
Organism: Nematostella vectensis (starlet sea anemone)
Lineage: Eukaryota; Metazoa; Cnidaria; Anthozoa; Actiniaria; Edwardsiidae
Product: probable methyltransferase-like protein 25
Exons: 10
Coding region: 28-1692 (554 amino acids)
Source: RefSeq, a predicted model, not a curated record
ACGACGCCUGGUCGCAAAUGCUUAUACAUGGGAAGCCCAAAGUUUUGCGCCAGUCUCCCACUCUUACGCUCUUCAAACAAAAUGGCGGACCAAAAGACAAAGAAUGAAACUCAAGUUUAUACAGAUGUUUUGUGUAAAAUCAAGUCCUAUUUGGAAUCAAAGCGAGAGAUUAUUGACGCCCAUAACGUUGACUUCUUUACUCAAAAUUUAUGGGAGAAGUGCUUGCCAGAAGGUUUGAGAAAUGACCUAGACCUACUAACACAGGAAGAACUAUCGAGGUUACCAUCUCUUUAUCUUUAUGAUGAUGACGAAAACUAUGAAGACAGCUCAUGCAGUGAACUCAGAAAGUUUCUCACGGAAGCUAGAAGUGUGCAGUUGUCGGGUAUUGAAUUUGUGCGUACCAGGCGGGGUAUGGGUGAUGGGGAUCUUCAAAUGCCUUUGUACAUGAUGACUCCAAAGAAAUCACAUGAAGUGUCUGUCAUGGCCCAUGUUGUGAAUCAGAUCGCUUCUCAGGUUAAAGCAGAGAAGGUUCUUGAUCUCGGUAGUGGCAAAGGCUAUCUCAGCCAAGCUCUAGCUCUUGAUUAUGGACUCACAGUCACUGGUGUGGACUCAAAAGAUAUGAACACUCAAAAUGCUGUUAAACGAAGCAUGAAAUUAUUAAAAGCACUACAAGGGAGAAUGCGCAAGGAAAACAAAAGUCACAAUAUGGCGGAUGACAGCAGUGGAAGAAAAGAUACAAAAUCUGCUACAAUCUGUUCCAAAAAAUCAGAUAUAACUGAACAAACAAUUGACAUCAUGUGUGUAAAGGACAAUCCAUGUGGUCAUUUUGUACACAGUGAUAACAAAUCCCCUAUAAAUAUGGGCCUAAAGAGUGACCUAAAGGAGAAAUGUAUAAGCAGCUCAUACACACCAAUAACUCAAUAUGUAGAUGUUUCAGCAUUUCAGUCGGGGGAUCUAUUUGGACUCUCAACUGAAGAUACAGAUCCCAGGCUUGUUUUGGUUGGACUACACACAUGUGGAGAUCUGGCACCUACAGCAAUCAAGUUGUUCAUAGGAGAUGAAUCAGUGAAGGCACUUUGUCUUGUAGGAUGCUGUUAUCAUCUUCUUUCACAAGCAGGUUCAGGUGAUAUACAGGGGGGAGAUCCUGGGUUUCCCAUGAGUGAAUACUUGCAAAGAGAGAAGUUCACUUUAAGUAGGAAUGCCACUAUGGUUGCCCAGCAGGCUGCUGAUAAGAUUGCUACUUUAAGUAAGCUACCACCAAAAAGUGUGUUUUAUAGGGCAGUGUUACAGGUUAUACUUAAAGAGAAGUUCCAGCUGGACACAAGGGGACAGCAUGUUGGCAGAAUUGGGUCUAAGUGCAAGACAUUUCAUGAAUAUGUUAAAAAAGGCCUCAGCAAGCUGGGGUUACCCUUUCAUAAGAUUACAGACUUGGAAAUAGAGAUGUACUAUGAACGAUUUCAACCUGAAGAAAAACAUAUACUUGCCUUCCAUCAGCUGCGUGCAUCUAUGGCGCCAUCUAUUGAAAGCUUAUUCAUCAUCGACAGGCUUUGCUUUAUGAAAGAACAGGGCUUCCACGAUUCCUCUGUUGUGUGCCUGUUUGACCCGGUGAAGUCUCCACGGUGCUAUGCUAUCAUUGCCAACAAAGAAGAUGUUCAAACAACCGAAGCUCAUAUCGCGGAAUCUGUUAGUUGAGAUAACUCCAAAGAAACUCAAAGGUUAACCCGAGCGAGCCUGUGCCAAGUGCCCCCUUUUGCUGUAACUCGCGAAAUACGCACGUUUUAGGUAUCAUAAUUGGAACACAUAACCUUCUGUAAUAGCUGCGAGAUUCGAUGUUACAUAGUGUUAGUAUUUUUGAUGAUAUUGCGAUCAAAGCGCAUCACCGCUUCUAAUCCUCCAAAAAAAUUGUGCGGAUAUUUUUUCACGUAUCUUUGUAAAUGUUUUUCAACACAUUCUGUGGACACUUCCUGAAAACAAGAGCAAAAUCGUAGGAAGCGUUACUGCGUUUCGUAGCUUUCUUUAAUUGCAGAGUAAAAAUAUUUUACAAUUAAUCAUCCAAUUUUUAAAUGCUAUUAGAAUCUUUUACAAAAGACCCGAACAUGAACUUUCUUGAUUAAACGACACCUUAGAUGCCCUUAGAUGUAGAAGCAACUUUUAGGAAUUUAUAUGUACAAGCCCAAAUUAUCAAUACAGCAGCCCACUCAUAAGGCCUAACCUCAUUGGCAUAAUUACCUCAUUGUUCUAUUGUAUUCCCAUUCUAUUGUUUUGUUUUCAAUUGUUUUGUCUGUGGUGCAUCAAUCCAAUGAGAUGAAAUCUUCGAAGAGGUGCUACACGACCCGCUCAAAUGUGUCAAUAAAGACCUUGGUAUUGGUCGCAA